Molecule: messenger RNA, 1876 nt
Organism: Wyeomyia smithii (pitcher-plant mosquito)
Lineage: Eukaryota; Metazoa; Arthropoda; Insecta; Diptera; Culicidae
Gene: Rab39
Product: ras-related protein Rab-39B
Exons: 2
Coding region: 509-1168 (219 amino acids)
Biological process (GO): Rab protein signal transduction
Cellular component (GO): Golgi membrane
Molecular function (GO): GTPase activity; GTP binding
Source: RefSeq, a predicted model, not a curated record
UAAAACUGUCAUCAUCAGAAAACAAGGUGUUUGUUCUCCGUGAAAAGUGUAAUAUUUUUUUUCGCUGCGAAAUUCAUAAAAAAAUCUUUGAAACGCACUAAGUGUAGGGAGUGAUUUAGCACCAGCAGGAAGCCAGCAUUUAUAUAACCUUAUCAGACUCGCAUACUGGUGAUUAUAGGACUACUACUGCGUUUUACACCGAUCUAAUAAAGGAGAUGUGCUGCUCUGCUGCUGCAGCGGUCAAGGUUUAACAAGUAAACUAGAAAAGUACGGCCGAUUAGAUUACAAUAUUCCUAACUCAGCGCUCGGCUGACUGGCUGUUGUUUCGGUUAUUGGUGCUGCUGUUGUUAGUGGUGCAACAUAGUUUCUGGCCCGCUUUUAAGGGGCUUCCAGUGCCAGGCGCAAGCGGAACUAAAACAAAUCUAAGUCGUACUCCACCAAAGCACGCUUAUCUGCGCCUACUACGCAGAUAGCAAGAAAGCAGGGCGGAUAGGAAUUCACAGCAGAAAUGGUUGAGCCAAUUUUCGACUAUCAGUUUAGGCACAUUCUAAUCGGCGACAGCACGGUGGGAAAAUCUUCGCUGCUCAAAUAUUUCACGGAUGGCAAGUUCGCGGAGCUAUCCGAUCCAACGGUUGGCGUGGAUUUCUUCGCUCAUCUGAUCGAAGUCAAGGAUGGCACCCGCAUCAAGCUGCAGCUCUGGGAUACUGCCGGGCAGGAGCGGUUCCGCUCGAUCACCAAGUCUUACUAUCGCAAUUCGGUCGGGGUGCUGCUGGUGUAUGACAUUACCAACCAUGCCAGUUUCGAGCACAUUCCGCUGUGGAUGAUGGAAGCGAAGCGGCACAUCGAACCGCACCGGCCCGUAUUUGCGCUGGUAGGCUGCAAGCUUGACCUAGUCAAUAAUGGCGUCCAGCGGCGGGAGGUUAGCGUGGAGGAAGCACGUUCGUUUGCCGAGCAGCACGGGCUGAUUUUUGUCGAAACUUCGGCCAGAACUGGUGUGAACGUUCGGGAAGCUUUCAGCCUCGUCACUCAGGAGGUGUAUAAUCGAAUCCAGUCCGGCGAGUAUAAGGUCGAGGACGGUUGGGAUGGCAUUAAGAAGGGCUUCCCGAGACCGAGCAAUCUGGACUUCAACCUGGUGAUAGCGGAAUCGGCGCGAAGCUCGUGCUGCUAAGUGGCUGUCACUAGGGUUCCGAGGGUUUGAUAUAUUGGUAUUCUUGGAGCUCGACUCGUCGUUUUACGACCAAAUUCAAUUUGACUCACGCGAUAGAUUACGUAGAUGUUGAGGUAGGGUUUUAUGUUUUGAAGAAAAAAAAAAUGCGAGCUGCCGUUUCAUACAUUUUUUUGAACGCAAAAUUGUAAUACAUUGGAAUGAACAGAUCUGGAUUGGUAGUGGAAUUAUGACUAGGGAAUAGGAGACUCGUUUAGUUCAUUUUGGUUUUCCACACACGCUUUUUGGUUCUAUUAUUGUGUCAGAAAUUGUUGUUGCGGUGCUUUUAAUCAAUUGUUUUAUUCAGUGGGAUAAUUUUUGAUUGCUUAAUUACAGAGCUUCUCAAGGCCAAGUUUUAUGUUGGUGCUUUUGUUUUUUUUAACCUGUGUUGUGAAUUAUUCUUCGUUUGAAGAAACGAACCGCUUGAUUUACCUUUGAUUAGAGAAUUACCCUUGUUUCUACUUGUAUGUUCUUUUCUUCUGUUUUGUAGGAGUCAGUUUUAAUAACAAAACAACCAAACAAAAUUUAUGAACCCAUUUUUAUAUGUAUAUAGUAUACUAAUUACUAAUUUAGCAAUGUAGUCAAAAAUAAAUAAGACAAAAAGUUUACUCUAAGAAGAUUAUUGGAAAUCAUAUUAAAUUAUGUAACCGAAUAAUUCAAUUAUAAAAACAA